AUGACCCAGUUUACGGGCGAAGGGUUAAAGGCCUGUUUCAAAAAAAUCGACGACAAUUUGAAAGAUCUGCGAGAGCUCGUGGUGAACGAUGAGCCGCACCUCCUGAGGCGAAUCUAUCACGAGCAUAGAAAUCCAUUCCUACUAAUGGAGCUCAAGGCUUUAAAGAAGCAGCAUCUGGCGGUCAGCGACGCAGUACAAAUGCUAAACAUGAUUUUCAGUUUGCAGCUUCUGGCUACUAUAAUUAUGACUUUUGCCGAGCUCACCUUCCAACUGUACUUCUUCAUUAUGCAUUGGAAAAUUGGCAUGUUAAUGAGUAAUCUGAGUGACUCGCUUUAUGAUGUGUAUUUGAUGGUGUCUAUGACAUAUUAUUCUAUAAAAAUAAUGUUGAUCGUAUGGGCCUGUGAGACCGGUAAAGACCAGGCCAUGAAGAUCAGCAUCACCGUUCAUGAUCUGCUGAACAAUACUUCAGAUGACCAAAUCAGAGACGAAUUGCAGAUGUUUUCCUUGCAAGUACUGCACCGCGAAAAUGCAUUCUCCGCAAAAGGUCUCAUUGUGGAUGCUACUCUUCUCACCGCAAUAGUGGGUAACAUAACUACAUAUCUGCUGAUCUUAAUACAAUUCUUAAUUACCUCACAUACUUGCAAUGGAAAAAUAGUAGAUAAUGGCACACAAAUAAUUUAA
Molecule: messenger RNA, 681 nt
Organism: Temnothorax curvispinosus
Lineage: Eukaryota; Metazoa; Arthropoda; Insecta; Hymenoptera; Formicidae
Product: putative gustatory receptor 28b
Exons: 3
Coding region: 1-681 (226 amino acids)
Biological process (GO): sensory perception of taste
Cellular component (GO): axon; dendrite; neuronal cell body
Source: RefSeq, a predicted model, not a curated record